CGAUUGCCCGAGGCGCGAGGAUGCGCUCCCUGAGGACUCUCCUGAGAGCGCUGCAUGGGUCCCCUGGGGGAAGAGGAUGGGGUCCCCUGGCCCGGGGUCCCUGGGUCGUUGGGAAUGGUCGCCGCCAUCUGCAUGAAGCCGCCGCGGCGCAAGGCACGGACAUGAUGAGUAUCCACCAGCCACAGCAUCAAAAGGAACAUGAUUCAUCAGAGAGUGGCAUGCUGUCCCGCCUGGGUGACCUGCUCUUCUACACCAUUGCUGAGGGACAAGAAAGGAUCGCCAUCCAUAAGUUCACCACUGCGCUGAGAGCCACCGGGCUGCAGACAUCAGAUCCCAGGCUUCGGGACUGUAUGAGCCAGAUGCGACGGAUGGUUCGAGAAUCUAGCAGUGGGGGUCUCUUAGACCGUGAUCUCUUUAGGAAGUGUGUGAGCAGCAACAUUGUGCUGCUUACGCAAGCAUUCCGAAAGAAGUUUGUUAUUCCUGACUUCGAGGAGUUCAAGGACCAUGUGGAUCGAAUCUUUGAGGAGACCAAAGAACGUACAGGAGGCAAGGUGGCAGCCUACAUUCCCCAGCUAGCCAAAUCGGAUCCUGAUCUCUGGGGUGUCUCACUAUGUACUGUGGACGGGCAAAGGCACUCAGUAGGACACACUAAGAUUCCCUUCUGUCUACAGUCCUGUGUGAAGCCCCUCACUUACGCCAUAUCUGUCAGCAACCUGGGCACUGAGUAUGUGCAUAAAUAUGUGGGCAAAGAGCCUAGUGGUCUACGUUACAACAAGCUUUCCCUCAAUGAGGAAGGAAUCCCUCAUAACCCAAUGGUAAAUGCUGGUGCCAUUGUUGUGAGUUCCCUGAUAAAGAUGGACUGCAAUAAAGCAGAGAAGUUUGAUUUUGUAUUGCAAUAUCUGAACAAAAUGGCAGGAAAUGAAUAUAUGGGUUUCAGCAAUGCUACGUUCCAAUCAGAAAAAGAAACCGGGGAUCGAAAUUAUGCCAUUGGCUAUUAUCUCAAGGAGAAGAAGUGUUUUCCUAAGGGAGUUGACAUGAUGGCUGCAUUGGACCUCUACUUCCAGCUAUGCUCAGUGGAGGUGACAUGUGAAUCAGGCAGUGUCAUGGCAGCCACACUUGCCAACGGUGGAAUCUGCCCUAUCACAGGCGAGAGUGUGCUCACUGCUGAGGCUGUUCGCAACACCCUCAGCCUCAUGCAUUCCUGUGGCAUGUAUGAUUUCUCUGGACAAUUUGCCUUCCAUGUGGGCCUUCCAGCCAAGUCAGCUGUGUCAGGAGCCAUCCUGCUUGUGGUACCCAAUGUCAUGGGGUUGAUGUGCCUAUCACCUCCACUAGAUAAGGUGGGGAACAGCCACAGGGGCAUUAGCUUCUGCCAGAAGCUAGUAUCUCUCUUCAACUUCCAUAACUACGACAAUCUGCGGCACUGUGCUAAGAAACUGGAUCCGAGGCGGGAAGGAGGAGAAGUACGGAACAAGACUGUGGUGAACCUGCUUUUUGCUGCCUACAGUGGAGAUGUUUCAGCUCUUCGAAGGUUUGCCUUAUCAGCCAUGGACAUGGAACAGAAGGACUAUGACUCACGCACAGCUCUCCAUGUUGCUGCCGCAGAAGGACACCUAGAAGUUGUCAAGUUCCUAGUGGAAGCCUGCAAAGUAAAUCCUUUCGUGAAGGACAGGUGGGGCAACAUUCCCCUGGAUGAUGCUGUACAAUUCAACCAUCUAGAGGUGGUCAGGUUGCUUCGGGACUACCAGGAAUCCUACACUUUGUCUGAUCCUCGGGCUGAGGUAGCAGCUGAAGCCCUGUCUAAAGAAAAUCUGGAGAGCAUGGUGUAAAGGGGGCUGCCCCUUCCUUUAAACAAAUCAAAAGAAAUGAAGGCUACCUGGCUUCAGUGAUGGAAGAUGGGGAGUUGGUUUGCUGUCUCUAAGCCAGAGCCUCUUAGAAGAGUUUUCAUACCAUCCCCAGCCCCUCCACUCCCCCCAUGAGCCAGAUUCUCCCCCUUCUCCAUUACCUUUUCAGACAAAGCCCAAAGAAGGGUCCUAGUGGCCACUGCCAGUUUUCUAAUUGGGUUUUGGCCAGAAGGCUUGGGUUUCUUUUGCAUGGUGCAAGUAAGUACUUUGGUUCAAUUAGCAUCCCUAGAGGGUUUACCUAAGUUUUCUCUUAGAUACAGCCAGUUCUUGUUUCUUGGGGCUCUAAGUGAUCCACCUCUUCCCCCAUGUGUUAAUGAUGGGGAUGCCUAGUAGCCUCAUUUAAUUUGAGAAUCAUCUGUAUUCCGUUUCUUGUCUCUGACCCCAUCUGAAGAGACAUUAAAUAGGAGAGUGCACUGCUAAGGGCCCUGGGUUGCUACACCUCUUAUAAAUAAAUAUAUACAGAGGAGAAAUGGGGAAAGCUGAGGAGCCUGGUUUCAAGGAAGCUGAAACACUAUAGCUCCUUCAGCCAGGAUAUAAUGCUGCUAAUAGUUCUUUUGUAGACAGAGGAAGUAUUUUGUGAUCAAAUAAAAUUUUAAUUACA
Gracilinanus agilis (Agile Gracile Mouse Opossum) is the source of this 2502-nucleotide messenger RNA. RefSeq names its product glutaminase 2 (gene GLS2). Gene Ontology annotation, molecular function: glutaminase activity; protein binding. Gene Ontology annotation, biological process: L-glutamine catabolic process. Bases 21 to 1826 code for a protein of 601 amino acids. The record is from RefSeq and is a predicted model, not a curated record. NCBI's taxonomy places the organism in Eukaryota, Metazoa, Chordata, Mammalia, Didelphimorphia, Didelphidae. The transcript has 18 exons.